Seminavis robusta is the source of this 1507-nucleotide messenger RNA. The record is from the annotation of a GenBank genome assembly. NCBI's taxonomy places the organism in Eukaryota, Bacillariophyta, Bacillariophyceae, Naviculales, Naviculaceae.
AUGGGCGUCCUGGACGACAACGAGAGUGGUUCGAUCUUUGGCAAGAAAGCUCCUCCUCCUCCUCCUCCUCCUCCUACUGGCGAUGCUCCACCGGCCAAAGCGGAACGCCGUCCGUCGACGUUCAUGACUCCCAUGGCCCGCUUGAAAGCCGAAGAAGACAAGAAAGCCGCGGAAUUGUACGACGAUUUCUGUCAGUUUGCAGGAGAUUGGUUGGAACCCAAAGACAGUGGAUGCGUGCAAAAGCACAUGGUCGUCUUGUACUUUCGCGACAAUUUCGGAAACUCCAAGUAUCGCUAUUCGGAUGCCGCCGAAGACAGUGCCAUUGAAGAUGCCUUUGUCAAGUGGAAUUCUUCCGACGAUGGACCGAAAGCAGAAAUGAACGAAUACGGCAUGUUCGUGGGUGUCUGUAUCAAUACCAAGUUUGAACAACAACGCCGACAAGAAGAACAAUUGGAACGUCGCAAAAUGCAAGUCAAACUCAUCAUUGCCGAAUCCAAACGGACGGGAGUCAAACCACCGUUGGAAGUUCUCAAAGAAGCCAUGGAAUUGGGAGUCAUUGAAGUUCCCAAGCAAACACUCGAGAGUAUGAAUCUAGCGGGUGCUCGAGCGGCGCAUCGACGAUCACUUACGACAACAACGACCCGACCUCCAUCGCAACCCCAUCCGUCCAUGAAACAGGCACGUAUGGGCGCCAGUAUGGGAAAUUUGAAUUACAAGCAUGCGUCUUCAUCAUCUCCGAAAAAGGAAAAGAAAUCACUCAAGAAAUCCUCCAGUUCGUCCAAACUCCACAAGAGCAUGGGAAAUCUCGAUUUGUCGGAACGAUCUUCGUCUCGACGACGUCAUAAAGAUGGAUCGUCACGACUGCAACGAUCUGCAACGGCCGAUGGAGUGUCCUCUUCGUCGUCGUCACUCCGUCGACACAAGACUUCUAGCUCUAGCAGCAGUAAGCGACCCUCAUCCAGAUUGGGCAAGAGCAUGGGCGAUUUGAAAUUGGGUGAUAUCUCGGAACGAUCCUCGUCACGACGACAUCGUCGCACAUCUACCAGUGAACACAAAUCGUCCUCGUCGCGACGAGACAAGGAUGAUGAAAAGAAGAAGAAAAGUAGUAGUAGUAGUCACGACAAGGACAAGAAAAGUUCCUCGAAAGACAAAGACAAGGACAAGGAUCGCAAGAAAUCAUCAUCCCGCAUGCACAAGAGCACGGGAGAUCUCGAUUACAAGGGAAGUUCCUCCAGUCGAAAAUCAAAAGAUAAAGACAAGGAAAAGAAAUCAUCUUCUAGAGAUAAAGACAAGGACAAGGAAAAGAAAUCCAGUUCCAGAGACAAGGACAAGGAAAAGAAAUCGUCCUCCAGAGACAAAGACGACAAAGAGAAAAAGUCGAGUUCGCGAGACAAGGACAAGGACGAUAAAGAAAAGAAAUCCAGUUCCCGAAAAUCAAGUCGCAGAAAGUCCGAACGAUGAGAGUAAUGACAAUGAUGGUAUGUAAUAUGAUGCGACGAAGAUGAAA